GUGCCACGUAAGAAGAUAAGCUCACACAACAAAGACGAAAGGAGGAAGGGGAAAGAGAAAAAGAUUGGAAAAUGCAAAUUAUAAACAUUAUUUGAAAAAAUGGCGAGUAUUGGCAUUUCCAUUCACCCAAAUGGUCUCUCUUUGAGAAAUUCUUCUACAAAACGCCAUUGUUUUCCUCCUCAAAAACUCCAUUUAUCCUUCCCAAUUAACUGCUCUGUUAUAGGAAAUGAAUUUGAGAAAGAGAAUUCAUCUCAGUUCAAAGGACUUCGAAAUGUGGCGUUUGGCCUCCUGGCCACAUGGGCGGUCACAGCUGCCUCACCUGUCAUAGCUGCUGGCCAGAGACUUCCUCCAUUGUCGACAGAGCCCAAUCGUUGUGAGCGUGCAUUUGUUGGCAACACAAUUGGUCAAGCAAAUGGUGUAUAUGACAAACCCUUAGAUCUCCGCUUUUGUGAUUAUUCAAACGAUAAGUCUAACCUCAAGGGGAAGUCUUUAUCGGCAGCCCUCGUUUCAGAUGCUAAAUUUGAUGGUGCUGACAUGACAGAAGUCAUCAUGUCCAAGGCUUAUGCUGUUGGAGCUAGUUUCAAGGGUACUGACUUCACAAAUGCAGUUCUAGAUCGUGUUAAUUUCGGAAAGGCCAAUCUACAAGGAGCCGUGUUUAAGAACACCGUGUUAUCAGGAUCCACUUUCGAAGAGGCUCAGCUAGAAGAUGUCGUAUUUGAGGACACCAUUAUUGGCUAUGUUGAUCUUCAAAAACUCUGCCUUAACAAAUCCAUUAGUGAUGAAGGAAGAGCUGAACUUGGGUGCCGAUGAAGCAUUCAACCUAUGCUCUCCCGAUGCGAAUCUCUUUGCAACAUAUUUUUGUGAGAGGAAAAUGUUUUAGAGGUGAUACUGAAUGUAUAUUUAGUCUCAGUGAAGAAGAGGGAGGAAAUUGUACUCUACAGCUAUAACUCAUUGUUUUGUAUAAUAGUGAUGCACUUAGUUCUGACAGAAUGAAGAAGUUUACAUCUCAGUCUAUAUAUCUUAUGCUUCACAUUUC
Beta vulgaris subsp. vulgaris (sugar beet) is the source of this 1036-nucleotide messenger RNA. Its product is annotated as thylakoid lumenal 17.4 kDa protein, chloroplastic. Bases 100 to 810 code for a protein of 236 amino acids. The transcript is spliced from 4 exons. NCBI's taxonomy places the organism in Eukaryota, Viridiplantae, Streptophyta, Magnoliopsida, Caryophyllales, Amaranthaceae. The record is from RefSeq and is a predicted model, not a curated record.